CCGCUAUAAAAUGUUCCCGGCGGCACAACUGCAGAAGGGGCACCGCUGAGCUGCGGAAAGGAGGUUCGCUCCGCCCGGCUGCCCUCCCACAGCCUGUCGGUGAGGGGCUGUUCCCGGCGAAGAGGAAGAGCGCCGGGGAAGGCACAGCACCCGCUCGGGCCCUCCCACAACAGCUCCAGCUGGCAUCACUGCCUCCCACCGAUCAAUCCCACUUCUGCCAAGACACUGAAAUGCCAACUAUGUCGAGGCCUGCACUUGAUGUCAAGGGUGGCACCUCCCCUGCAAAGGAGGAUACCAACCAGGAGGUGAACUCUCUGGCCUACUCUAACCUGGGGGUGAAAGAUCGCAAAGCAGUGGCCAUUCUGCACUACCCUGGGGUAGCCUCAAAUGGAACCAAGGCCAGUGGGGCUCCCACUAGCUCCUCUGGAUCUACAUCACCAAUAGGGUCUCCUACUGCUAGCCCUCCCACUAAGCCCCCACCCUUCAACCUGCACCCUGCCCCUCACCUGCUGGCUAGUAUGCAGCUGCAGAAACUUAAUAGCCAGUAUCAUGGGAUGGCUGCCGCCACUCCAGGCCAACCCGGGGAGGCAGGGUCUCUGCAAAACUGGGGCUUUGGGGCUCAGGGAGGAGGGACAGGAUCAGUUUCUCCUUCUGCUGGUUCCCAGAGCCCUACUAUCAUUGAUUCUGACCCAGUGGAUGAGGAGGUGCUGAUGUCACUGGUGGUGGAACUGGGACUGGACCGGGCCAAUGAGCUUCCUGAGCUGUGGCUGGGGCAGAAUGAGUUUGACUUCACUGCGGACUUUCCCUCCGGCUGCUGAUGUCAAUAUCUCAAAUGAUGGAGGAAUAAAGCCACCAAUUGUGAUGUAAAUAAAAAUAAACUUACUUGCA
Messenger RNA from Marmota monax (woodchuck), 888 nucleotides. RefSeq names its product Cbp/p300 interacting transactivator with Glu/Asp rich carboxy-terminal domain 1 (gene Cited1). The coding region runs from base 231 to 818 and encodes 195 amino acids. Gene Ontology annotation, biological process: melanocyte differentiation; regulation of DNA-templated transcription. The transcript has 3 exons. Lineage: Eukaryota; Metazoa; Chordata; Mammalia; Rodentia; Sciuridae. The record is from RefSeq and is a predicted model, not a curated record. Gene Ontology annotation, cellular component: nucleus.